Messenger RNA from Achroia grisella, 3313 nucleotides. Its product is annotated as protein FAM76A. Bases 137 to 1123 code for a protein of 328 amino acids. Lineage: Eukaryota; Metazoa; Arthropoda; Insecta; Lepidoptera; Pyralidae. The transcript has 8 exons. The record is from RefSeq and is a predicted model, not a curated record.
UGACGUUGUUGUUUGUUGGUAACACUGUGUUCAUCGCCAUCUUAAAUUUUAUUCAAUAAAUUUCGUCUUUUACGUUUAUUUUGAUUUCGAGUCCCACCGUAUUUUAUAACAGUUAAUAUUUCGAAGUCUUAUUGCAAUGAGUACCACUAUUUCAACACCGUUGUUUGCUUGUUCUCGUUGUUUCUCUAGACAUCCUUUUGAGGAGUUGUCUCCUGGGGAACAACUUUGUAAGGAAUGUCGCGGUUCAUUCCCCGUUGUCAAGUGUACAUAUUGUCGCUCGGAGUUUCAACAAACAAGCAAAUCAAAUACAUCUUCUAUUUGCAAGAAGUGUGAGGCUAAUGUGAAAGCAUAUGGGAAACCCACUGCUUGUGAAUAUUGCAAUAUUAUUGCUGCCUUUAUUGGUAAUAAAUGCCAGCGAUGCACUAACUCUGAACGGAAGUAUGGCUCCGCUGUUACAUGUGAACAAUGCAAACAGCGAUGCGCCUUUGAUCGGCAUGACGACACAAAAAAGCUGUCUCCUUUCCAGGUUGAUGGAAAGCUUCUAUGUUGGCUGUGCACCCAAUCGUUGAAAAGAGCACUGGCAAGAACUAAACAGCAUUUGUCAUCAGUUGAUAAACACAAGCACAGAACACACAAGUCUAAAAACAAUCAUAAAGAAAAACGCAAGUCUGACAUGAUGAAGUCAAUGAAUGCAAGUGAUUCAUCACACAAUGAUUCACACCCACUUGAAAAGAAAUUGAAAUCGAAUCCGCUGCAAGGUAAACGUGAACUUGAUCCAAACAGUUCUGAUCAUGUUGUUGCCAUGACUCAGCUCAAGGAAACUAUUGCCAGUUUACAGAAAAAGGUGCAACAAAAAGACAACGAGCUGCUUGCCAAAGACAAACUGAUCACAGAAUUGAAGGCCCAACAUCACAAUAACACAACGGACCUUCGAACAGAAAUGAAAAAUAAGGAACGUUUAAAUGAAACCAAAUUUAACCUUAUGAAUACCAAGAUACAAAACCUUCUAAAGGAAGUCGCAACUCUUAGCAAGUCUGCCAAGAAAAAUAACAAAAACACCAAGGCAAUACUGGUUACCACAGAGAACAGCGGCAGUGGUACCGAUAGCCCCAGUACCAAUUAGAACAAUUCCUCUUUAACUUAGACAUAUUAUUUUUUAGUAAUGUUACAUACAAAACUGGAAAAUAUUUUCCUCUUAUUUUUUUACUCUACAAAUGAUUUUAUUUGUAGACUUUUUUUAUAAAACUAAGUGUAAGUAGGUUUCAAUUUGUCAACAAUUUAAUUUUUAAUUUAUUGCAAUUAGAUGGAAAGUGAUUUGUACCAAUAUUUUAAUUAAAGAAUGAAAAUAAUUUAUUCAUUGUACAGAAAAUAAUAAAAAAAAACGUGUGUAUAAAAUUGAUGCGGGUUAACAGGUAUUAGUUAAGCGAAUCAAAUCUGAGAUGUAAGUGUGUUAUGUCUGAGAUUAUUUUUUUUGUAUACAAUUUUUAUUGAUUUCACGUGAAAUUAAAUUUAGAGUAAACCAUAUUAUCAUCAAAAUCAAAAUCAUAUUAGAAACAGUUUAUGACUUCACUUAUCAAUGAAAGUAAUCAAGAUAUUUUUUAAUGUGUGAAGUUCUCAGUAUAAAAAAUAUCUAAUAACACUGCGCCUAUUGAACUAUUUAGAUCUCUUACUGUAUAAGAUAACUUUUAUUUUCCAACUAUACAUAUGGUUAAAAAAAUCGUGAAUUUUCAUAAUUAUUGUUAUUAAAUGAAUAUGUUUAGUAAUAAAUCGUGUAAAUGCACAAAUUGUAAUUUCCAAAGAGAUUAGGCUUGGAUGUAUUUUAUUUUCAGUAACUAUCUACCUAUAACUUGUCAUCAUUUGUUUGUAUUGUCUGAAAUCUGAAAAAUACCAUUUGGGAUCAAUUUGCUUUCACCAAUUGAGCCCAAUUGGUAUACGCCAAAUGGUAUUUUAUCUACCAAUUACAGUGUUGGUGCAUAUAUUUAAAUGUAUCACUAUUUUGUAACGAUUAAGGACUAGUUACUUACUUUAUUCAUUUGAAAGUUUUUGUUCCGUCUUGAAAAUUAAUGUCAUAUCAAGUUUUUACAUACUUAAGUGUUUUAAGCAGAAUGUGUAAUAAAACUACACAAAUAGCUGUUACUCCACAGCAUAGAGCAUUGCAUUCCCGGUAAAUGUUGAAUUAAUAUUUAUUACGCAUGGUCACUAGUUUAUAAGCAAAAAUGUAGAUGAAUCAAAUAUAAAAUAUUUAAACAUUUGGAAUUUGUAACGUUUUCUGUUGACUGACAAAAAUAAAUCUGACUUUUAUAUAUAAAUAAACAAAGUGUUUUUGAUGGAUAUGCGGUGUAAGAUAUGAUCAACUAAUGUGGUUUCUAUUUGACUAAUAUUUUUAUAAACUUCCUAAUGUCCUGCAUACUGCUAUUCAUGACAAUAUCUUUUGUAAUGUGUGGUUAUUGAGUGAUAUAUUUCUACUAAUAAUCCAUAAGAGAAGUUGAACGGUGGUUUCGCAGAACAAAUGUAGGUACCAUUGGAUUGUUAAGCACGAAUAAUAUCCGUUACUUUACGGCCCCUGUAAACUUGUGAUAGAUUUGUUAUAAAUUACCACGACAAUAUAAUAUAACUAUUUUCAUGCAAUCGGUAAUCGAUAGUAGUUCUGAAAUCACUAAAUACUUGUGCAGACAAAACUUCACGUCUGCGACGGAUAACGCAUUUCAUUCACCACUAACUUUCAAGGACCCAUUUGCUUAUAAAGCAAUGCAAUCAUGUUAUUUUAUUACACAAAAAUAUUUCCAGCUUGCUGAUAAUUUAUUUUAAAUAAUCUGUCCAUUUACAUGUGAUCGAAAUAAAUAGUGCACCAUUUUGUUUCAUUAUUGUCUUCCGGACAUUAAGCUUAAGACAUGCCAAACAUGUCACUACAUAUGCCUCCAGACGUUACAUCCUCCAAAAAAAAAAUAAGAUUUCUCAAGAAUGCUGAAGACGUUCUGUCUCCAUAUUCCCAAACACGUGCACAUUCAAGGCAAUUUUGCAGAUUCGCCACAUUGUGUACAACGGUCAUAGGUUUAUGCAAAAAUCAGGAACCGACAAAUACAAGGUAUUUUUGUCAUACUAGGUAUUAUUUCGGUGUAUCAUGGGAAUUGUAUAAAAUAUUACAUUAGGCUUACAAGUGUACUUGUUGUCAGAAUAUGCAGAACCAUUUUUUAUUUUGUAACAUGAUGAAAAAAUUCGUAUAUUAUAAAGUUUAUUGAAAUAUCUUGAAACAUUAUUUUCUAGUCUAAUUAAUCGUGGGCUAAAAAUUCGACCUAGAAAAAGUUGACGAAAU